Messenger RNA from Vitis vinifera (wine grape), 2585 nucleotides. RefSeq names its product serine/threonine-protein kinase STY17. The transcript is spliced from 17 exons. The record is from RefSeq and is a predicted model, not a curated record. NCBI's taxonomy places the organism in Eukaryota, Viridiplantae, Streptophyta, Magnoliopsida, Vitales, Vitaceae. The coding region runs from base 623 to 2413 and encodes 596 amino acids. Gene Ontology annotation, biological process: protein phosphorylation. Gene Ontology annotation, molecular function: ATP binding; protein kinase activity.
UCUGUACCUGCUAGGUGUGCGCUUCGUGAGCGCUCACGAUUCUACGUCGGUCUAACCAGAGUUGCCGGCAAAAAUCCGUUUGUCAAUUCAUCGUUGGGUAAUUUUAGUAAUGCCCCGUCUCCAGCUCACUGAGAGUGGCGGGUGAGACGACAAUCUCACACAAGAGCCCUGAUUGGCCAGGAAAGGAGGUGGGACUCGGGAGCUGGUAUCAGCAGCGCUUAAUCCGCACAAAGAAAAUUCCAUUUAUAACUUUUUUUGUAAAACCUGAUUUUUAAAUAAAUAUAUAAGGCGGUGAUAUAAGCAAAGCAAGUGAGCAUAGUUUGAAUCCACGUCGAUACCCGCACAGAUGGGUGCGCACUACGCCCGCUUAACGUUCAUUUGUGGCUCUAACUAGACAGAAGAGAGAAAAGGAGAAGCAGCAUUGCUUCGCUUCUGCUGUUGUUUUCCCUCUUUGAUACUCGGUGGUUUUUUUGCCUCCUGGUUGUCGUUUUGUGUAUUUCAAUCAUGAUUUCACGUGAACUAUGAGCGACAUCGUUUUGUUGGACUCGUUUAUCCUCGCAUUGGAAGAUGGUUUUGAAGUAGCUUCCGCUUUCUUGUGUUUCGUCGUGUCUUCGUUGAUUUGAUGGAGGAUGCAGACAGUUGCAGUAGCAGGGCAGUGGAUUCAUGGCCGACGCACAAUCGGAAGCAGAGGCAGAAGGUUGUUGAAAUUUAUGAAGAGGUUCGUCGUAGACUCAAGAGUUGGGACAAUGAAGAGGCGAUGCGUCCGGGUUUUGAUGAUGAACUUUGGGCACACUUCUCUCGACUUCCGACUAGGUAUGCGCUUGAUGUAAAUGUAGAGAGGGCCGAAGAUGUUCUUACACACAAGAGACUACUACAAUUGGCACAUGAUCCAGCCACUAGACCAGCACUUGAAGUCCGCCUUGUGCAGGUCCAUCCCAUUUCUGGUGGAAUUCAUGGUGAUUCUGAUCCUUCAAACCCUUUAAAAAAGGUGGAUGCUCAAAGUCAUUAUCACACCAGUCAGAGGAGCACUCAUCCACCAUCUACCUUUGGAUUGUUGCCUAAUAUGAAAGUUUUGGUUGAAGCCAAAAAUUCACAUGUUCAAGAUGGAGAAGGUGAUGUGGAUGCCAAUCUACGCUUUUGGAGGCUGAUGCAUGAAGUUAUAAUUUCAACAAAUGACAAGCCCAAGCUCCUCAGUCAGGUAGCCUUUUGGUUGACCUCAUUACUUUCUGAUAUUGGAUUGAACAUUCAAGAAGCACAUGCUUUUUCCACGACAGAUGGCUACUCCUUGGAUGUUUUUGUUGUUGAGGGCUGGGCACAUGAGCUUUUUGAUUUAUUUACAUCUCGGAAACUUCAGGAAACUGAGCAGCUUAGAAAUGUACUGCUAAAGGAAAUUCAAAUGAUUGAGGACCUUUUGGUGCUGAGACACAUGGUCUGGCUGACUCUGAAUAAGCAACCUUGGUCAGAAUUCCAGCUCAUAUCUCCUGGGAGGGAGCAAGGACACCCUGAAAAACAGCUUAUCCCUAGUCACAUAAACUUAACCAUUGAUGGGGCUGAUGUCUGGGAAAUUGAUGCCACGCUGUUGAAAUUUGAAAACAAAAUUGCAUCUGGAUCGUAUGGUGAUUUGUAUAAAGGUACUUUUUGUAGCCAGGAUGUGGCUAUUAAAGUUCUCAAGACUCAGCAUUUAAAUGAAGAUAUGUGGAGGGAAUUUUCUCAAGAAGUCUAUAUUAUGAGAAAAGUUCGGCACAAGAAUAUUGUGCAAUUUAUUGGUGCAUGUACCAGACCUCCAAGCCUGUGCAUUGUGACUGAGUUUAUGUUUGGUGGAAGUGUCUAUGACUUUCUGCAUAAGCAAAAGGGCAGUUUUAAGCUUCCAUCCUUGCUCAAAGUAGCAAUUGAUGUGUCCAAGGGAAUGAAUUACUUGCAUCAAAAUGACAUAAUCCACAGGGACCUGAAAGCUGCCAAUAUUCUGAUGGAUGAAAACAAAGUUGUUAAGGUUGCUGAUUUUGGUGUUGCUAGAGUACAAGCUCAAUCUGGAGUCAUGACUGCUGAAACUGGAACUUAUCGUUGGAUGGCUCCAGAGGUCAUUGAACAUAAACCAUAUGAUCACAAGGCUGAUGUUUUCAGCUUCGGAAUUGUAUUGUGGGAGCUUCUAACAGGAAAGCUUCCUUAUGAGCACUUAACCCCAUUACAAGCUGCAGUUGGUGUGGUCCAGAAGGGUCUAAGGCCUACUAUUCCGAGUCACACUUAUCCAUCACUUGUAAAAUUGAUCAAGAGAUGCUGGCACCAGGAACCAUCUUUAAGACCUGAAUUCACUGAAAUUAUGGAGAUAUUGCAGCAGAUAGCUAGCAAGGUUGUGGAAAAAAAGAGAGAGAUCUUAGAGGGAAGAGGGAAAAGGCAGAAGGAGAAAUCUAUCUAGGAGAAUUUUAUCUAUGCUCUCAAACAGGUGGCCACUAGGGUGAGGAUGCUGUAGAUAAUGUGUUUAACACUUUUGUCGUGAGUCAUGUGCUCCUACCUUAUAUUCAAUUUAUAUAUGGAAUCCUGUUUUGACAUUUCAAAUUAUAUAGGACUUCCUUGUUUUUCUUGCUUCA